GAAGAGGUUAAAUUUCUUCUCAGGGAAACAUUGUCGGGUCUAUGGAGGGGGUAGAGAGGCGCAUACCAAUUGACGAGGCUCUCCGCUUUCCUUGAAUGAAAUGCUGUGAAUAUGAAUCCGUGUUUCCCCCCUCUCGCCUGAGCUUCGGGGUCUGCGACGCGCACGAGGAUCAAUCGGAGUUGCAGCAGAGGACAAACGGGGGGGAAAAGUGAUGGAAAAGUUGCUCUGAUCGUUGUGCCUGGAUCUGGUGGAUGAGGACGGACUCGCAAAGUUUCCGAUCUCAAGUGACAGAUUCAAAACUGGACUGAAAUAAUGUGACUGGAAGGAUCGAGGCUUUCAGCGUGGACUACAGCGACCGCGCGCGCUAUUUCACUCACUUUUGACUUAACUUUGAGUCACAGGGGAUUUCUUAUUUUGUCCUCUUUUUUUUCUUUUGGCACAAAGGAACCAAAUGGUUUGAUAGAGUGGUCUGAGCGCACUGCAGCAGCGGGAUGAAUUCAAAGAAGAAGCUUUCCGUCUUCUCUGCUCAGAUAUUCUAGCAUGUUGUGUUAAAACUGUGGAGAACUUUUCUUUGUAUUAUGUUUUUUUUCUCCAUCUUUUGAAGCCUUCCACUCAUCCACGGCAAAACGCCAAACCCAGCUCUUGAAACACUGCUCUUGGACUCUCAAACUGAAAUCUGGGUUUUACUUUUUCAAACUCUGGAUUCUAAGAAUGAGUUUUUUUUGCAGUUUGACAUGACGGAGCGGAUGCCUAAAUUGCCUUUUGAAUAAUUUGGAUUACACGAGAGCACUUCUCACAAGAGAGGCGUUGAAUGAUGUCUCCAACUUCUAUUGGAUUUGUACUUCUGUUAGGAUGUGUCCAUGUGUGCUCAGGAUCCCGUCUGCGCCAAGAGGACGCUGCGCCCCGGAUAGUGGAGCAUCCAUCUGACCUGAUUGUUUCCAAGGGGGAGCCCGCCACUCUCAACUGCAAAGCGGAGGGGCGCCCGACCCCGACAGUGGAGUGGUACAAGGAUGGAGAGCGGGUGGAAACGGACAGGGACAAUCCCCGUUCUCAGCGCAUGCUGCUACCAAGUGGCUCCCUCUUCUUUCUACGCAUCGUCCAUGGAAGACGGAGCAAACCGGACGAAGGUUCCUACAUCUGUGUCGCCCGCAACUACCUGGGAGAGGCAGUGAGCCACAACGCCUCGCUGGAAGUAGCCAUUCUUCGUGAUGACUUCAGACAGAACCCUGCAGAUGUGAUUGUGGCAGCAGGAGAGCCGGCGGUGCUGGAGUGCCAGCCUCCACGUGGACAUCCCGAACCCACGAUAUCAUGGAAAAAAGAUGGAACUAAUAUCGACGACCGAGAUGAGAGAAUCACUAUACGCGGAGGGAAGCUGAUGAUCACAAAUGCCCGGAAGAGUGAUGCUGGGAAGUAUGUGUGCGUCGGCACAAACAUGGUCGGCGAACGAGAAAGUGAAAUAGCUGAACUUACAGUGCUUGAGCGUCCCAGCUUUGUACGUCGCCCGGGCAGCCAGGUGAUGUUAGUGGACCAAAGUGUGGAGUUCAGGUGUGAGGCCCGUGGUGACCCAGUUCCCACCGUGCGUUGGAGGAAAGACGAUGGUGACCUGCCCAAAGGAAGAUACGAGAUUCGUGAGGACCACACCCUGAAGAUCCGCCGUCUGACCUCAGCUGAUGUCGGCUCUUACAGCUGCGUGGUGGAGAACAUGGUGGGCAAGGCAGAGGCAUCGGCCUCACUCACCGUCCACGUCAUGUCUGGUAAGUUGAAAUAUCACCCGUCACCUAUUCACCGCCCUGACAGAGACAGAAGUUGUCACAACCCCCCUCCAUCCUCCACCCAUCACUUCUCCACCUUCCAAUCAGCAAUCAUGUUUCUGUUGUCAUGGGCAACAGUGACAAAAGGACAUUAUUGGGUAACAAAUAUGCUCAGCUUGGGCCUCCAAGUGCCCCCGGCAUUUGUGGUGAGACCGAGGAACCAGGUGGUCGGGGUUGGCAGAACGGUCACCUUCCAGUGCGAGGCAACCGGAAACCCUCAGCCAGCAAUUUUCUGGCAGCGGGAAGGCAGUCAGAACCUGCUCUUCUCCUACCAACCUCCUCAACCCUCCAGCCGGCUUUCUGUAUCUCAGUCUGGAGACCUGACCAUCACUGAUGCUGAGCGCUCAGACAUGGGAUACUACAGCUGCCAGGCCAUCAACACUGCUGGCAGUGUCCUCACCAAGGCUCUGCUGGAGAUCACUGAUGUUAUCUCGGACCGCCCGCCGCCAGUUAUCCGUCAGGGCCCAACCAAUCAAACGGUAGCUGUGGACGGCACAGUGGUCCUCAACUGUGUGGCAACCGGAAACCCCACCCCCACCAUCCUGUGGAGGAAGGAUGGUGUCUUGGUGUCCACACAUGACUCCAGGGUCAAACAGCUGGACACAAGUGCUUUGCAGAUUCGCUAUGCAAAGCUUGGUGACACUGGUACCUACACCUGCAUCGCCUCAACACCCAGUGGAGAGGCCUCAUGGAAAGCCUACUUAGAGGUCCACGAGUUUGGAGUCCCAGUCCAGCCAAACAGGCCUACUGACCCAAACCUGAUCCCCAGUGCCCCUUCUAAACCCGAAGUCACUGAUGUCACCCGGACCUCCAUCGCCCUUUCCUGGAGACCGAACCUGAAUGCUGGAGCCACACCCACCUCCUAUAUAAUAGAGGCCUUCAGUCAUGCAUCAGGGAGCAGCUGGCAGACCUUGGCAGAGCAUGUGAAAACUGAGUCAUUUGUACUGAAGGGCUUGAAGCCCAGUGCAGUCUACCUCUUCCUAGUACGGGCAGUCAAUGCCUAUGGGCUGAGUGAUCCCAGUCCUAUUACUGAAUCUGUGAAAACACAAGAUAUCCCUCCCACCAGUCAGGGUGUCGACCAUCGACAGAUCCAAACAGAGUUGGGAGAAGUGCUCAUCCACCUGCACAAUCCCACCAUUCUCUCCUCUUCAUCUGUCAGAGUGCAGUGGACAGUGGAGCAAAAGUCACAGUACAUCCAGGGCUACAAGGUGAUGUACAGGCCUUCACCGGAGGGGCUGCAGAGGAGCGAGUGGGCUGUGUUCGAGGUGCGGACCCCUGGAGAGGACAGCGCAGUUGUGCCGCAGCUUCGGAAAGGAGUCACAUAUGAAUUCAAAGUCCGCCCCUUCUUCAAUGAAUUCCAGGGAACAGACAGUGAUGUCAAAAUUGGCAAGACUCUGGAAGAAGCCCCCAGUGCCCCUCCUCGCGAGGUUACAGUGGCGGAGAGCGGAGACAAUGGGACCGCCAUCGUGGUCUCCUGGCAACCCCCUCCAGAAGAGGGGCAGAAUGGGGUGGUCCAGGAGUACAAGAUUUGGUGCUUGGGGAAUGAGAGCAGGUACCAUAUCAACCGUACAGUUGAGGGUUCGGCCUUAUCCGUGCUGAUUCCCAGUCUGGCCCCAGGGAUCCGCUACAGCGUGGAGGUAGCAGCCAGCACCGGGGCGGGUCCAGGGGUCAAGAGCGAUGUCACCUUCUUUCGACUCGAUGCGUCUGGGCGAAUGACAGAGAACAUGGACCAGGAGAACCCCCUGUCCCAGCAGAUCUCAGAUGUGGUCAAGCAGCCGGCCUUUAUAGCCGGCAUAGGAGCCGCUUGCUGGAUCAUCCUCAUGGUCUUCAGCAUCUGGUUGUACAGACACAGGAAGAAGAGGAAUGGCCUCUCCAGCAGCUAUGCAGGCAUCCGCAAGGUGCCAUCCUUUACUUUCACACCAACAGUGGCAUACCAGAGAGGAGGAGAAGGUGUAAGCAGUGCUGGAAGGCCUGGAUUGCUAAACAUUGGGGAAUCUGCCACUCAGCCCUGGCUGGCAGACACAUGGCCCAACUCCUGCUCCAACCACAAUGACUGCAGCAUGAACUGCUGCACUGCCGGCAACGGCAACAGCGACAGCAACUUGGCAACGUACAGCCGUCCAGCCGACUGCAUCGCCAAUUAUAACAGCCAGAUGGAAAACAAGCAGACCAACCACAUGGUGCCAGAGUCAGGAGUCUAUGGAGACGUUGACUUGUCCAACAAGAUCAAUGAGAUGAAGACCUUCAACAGCCCAAACCUUAAAGAUGGCCGCUUUGUGGGUCCAGGGGGCCAGCCGACGCCGUACGCCACCACCCAGCUCAUCCAGUCCUCCAUCAUGGGAAACAACGUUAACUCAGAGAGAGGAACCGGAGGGAGUGGAGGAGGACUCCUAGGUGGAGGAGAGAAGAAUGAAAAACAGAGCUGGAAGCCCACCUCAGCUCAGCAGCAGAAACAGGAAAUGGCCUCCCAGCUACAGUACAACAUCAUGGAGCAAAAUAAGCUGAACAAGGACCGCUACAGAGGAGGUGACGGCCCAAUGCCCGCCACCAUCCCCUACAACCAGACCCUUGACAGUCACACAGGGGGCUCCUACAACAGCUCCGACCGAGGCAGCAGUAGUACCUCCGGGAGUCAGGGUCAGAAGAAAGGCAUGCGCACCCCCAAACUACCCAAACAGAGCACAAUGAAUUGGGCUGACCUUUUGCCCCCUCCCCCUGCCAACCCACCUCCAAGCCGGAGCAUAGAGGAGUACUCCCUUUCGAUGGAAGAAAGGUGUGACAUGUCUGCACAGACACAAAGACACAGACACGCUGACAGCUGUGAACCAGACAUGCAGUGCCCCAUGCCCCCCUCUCACAUGUACCUGCAGCCUGAUGAGCUGGAGGAGGAGAUGGAGAGGGGCCCCACUCCUCCUGUCAGAGGGGCGGCCUCUUCCCCUGCAGCGGUAUCUUACAGUCACCAGUCUACAGCCACACUCACCCCCUCACCCCAGGAGGAGAUGCAGCCAAUGCUCCAGGACGCACUUGACAGCCAUGAACGCAGGCGCCACACUGUGAGCCCCCCAGCUCCUCAACGGCCCCACUCUCCUUCACACACAUAUGGGUACAUCACCAGCCCAUUAGCCUUGGACACUGAUGGUAUGGAGGAGGAAGAGGAGGAUGAUAUAUUGGAGGAAGAGGAGGAGGAGGGUGAUGAGACAGAUGCCGAGGUGGCCAAGAUGCACUACCACCACACACACCCCCACCAACCCCAGAUGCACCCUCGAAGGUUGCUGCUGGGAGGGCUUGAAGAGACGCCUGCGUCCAGCAUGGGCGACCUGGAAAGUUCAGUGACCGGCUCCAUGAUCAACGGAUGGGGUUCCGCUUCUGAAGAGGAUAAUGUCUCUUCAGGGAGGUCCAGUGCCAUCAGCUCAUCAGACGGAUCAUUCUUUACUGAUGCUGACUUUGCUCAAGCGGUUGCUGCAGCUGCAGAGUAUUCAGGCCUCAGGGUGGCCAAAUAUCCCAACACACUGGGCCACGAAGUUGCAGGAGCUUCCGCACGAAAAUACCAAAUAAACCCGCCAAGCCACCGUCCUGGAAGCCCGGUGUCCACAGACAGUAACAUGAGUAUGGCAGCUGUACACAGGAGGCCUCCUAAGAAGCAGAAACAGCAUCCUGCAGGUCACCCUGCAGGUCACCCUGGAGGUCACCCUGGAGGUCAUCCUGGAGGUCACCCUGCAGGUCAUCCUGCAGGUCAUCCUGCAGGUCAUCCUGCAGGUCAUCCAGGGAACCAGCGACGUGAAGUCUAUAAUGAAGAUCUCCCACCUCCGCCCAUCCCACCUCCAGCAAGGCUUAAGUCGCCUACACACCCCUCCAAGGCAGUGCUGGAGGGCCGGGGAGUGAUUUCCCCUAAAGCAGGAGAGGGUCGAGAAAAGAGAGGUGGAACAGGGGGUUGUCGGCCCAGAGAGGGCUCGGACCCCAGAAACAGCUCAUCUGAACGCAAAGAUGCUCAAGAGAGACAAAAGACUCCUCAUGGAGGGAAAGGGAAUAAACAUGAGGGUAGCAGCGCCAACAAGGCACGGCUACAACCAGGUUCCGAGGACAUUCUGCCCUAUAGCCGACCACAGUUCCCCACAGUCAACAACCCCCGGGACCCAAGCUCAUCCAGCUCCAUGUCCUCGAGGGGCUCAGGGGGUCAGCGAAGAGGAGAAGGAGGCCGCAGGAACCCUGCAGACAUGGGCCUUAACACCACAGGGGCCUUCCAACCAGGAGAUGAAGAGCUUGAGAUGGUAGAAAGCUGAAAAACCGAGGAGGAAAAGAAGAACUGUCCUGACUUUUCCAAGAGUGGAGCACCAUUGUUUCUCUUACAAUUUUAAAUAUCUCAGUAUUUCACCAUCAUGUUGGCUACCAUUAUGCUGUACAUCAUUAGUGUUUCUUUACAUCUGGAAAACAGACCAAUGUUUUUUUUUCUACCUUAUCAUUUUCUAUGUCCAUUUAAAAAAAGGAAAGUGUGAAGAUAAAGAGUGCAUUCAAAACAAAACACGCAGUGGUAUAUUUCUGUUUAAUUCCAAUGCAAUAUGGAGUAGAAUCUUACUCCAGACAUUGACAUGACUCCGCUUGCCUCGACACAAACUUUGGAGAGCCAUACAGUCAGUUGUUACCGUCAUAAAAUAGCUGCAAGCAGAGGGGUGGACUGUCUGUAAAUAUACUUGUAUACAUGAUGUCCUCUUGUUUUACCCACUGUGGUACCUCAAAUUUGCCUUCCUUUUUUUGUGAAUUCUAAUUUUAUUAUGCCAGUAAAUAUAAUUAUUAUUUUAUCAUUUCCAUCCAUGUUGUAAAUUGCUAUAUUAUUUAGCUGCCCCGAGAAAGUGCCACUUUGGGAUUCUUUUUAUUUUCUUUGGUAUUUUGUAAUGCACUGUUAUGUUUUGUGUUGAUGUCAAUGUUUGUUAUUUGUUACUUUGGUUUUAAAAGCACAAUCACUAAACUUUAUUUUAAACCAUUCUAUCUAUUAACCUUUUUGUCUUACUGGAGGAAAACAGGUCGACAAAAGAGUCUAGUUAAUCAUGAUGAUGAUGAUGAUGAUGAUGAUGUAGGUAAAGGUUGCUGUUUACGAAGGCUGGGCUUGAAAGGAGGCUCCUUGCGUUGUGAUUGUCUCCCUCUCCAUUUCUGACGCUCAAGUGUUGAAAGACAGUUCAUGUGAGUCAUAGCUGCAAUGUAUAUAUCUUUUCGCAUUGACCAUAAACUCAGCUAUUGCACAUUAAUCGAAAUGGUUAUGUUGUCUACUAAUGCACUUAAACAAAUGUCAAAUACAGGAAAUAAGAGUCACUUUGGGAAUCUGGAGAGGUUGUAAUUGGACAAGAAGAGUCUCUUUUCUUGAUAAGGCAGUGGCGAGGGACCCCUGUUAUUAAGGAGGAAGGGUGCUGUUGUUUAUUCAUAGGACAUCUGCAAGCAUUUGUUUCGUAAAGCAAAAAAGUAAAAAGAAGUCAUAAAAAAAAGAUGAAUAAAAAAUCCAAACUAAACAUG
Molecule: messenger RNA, 7313 nt
Organism: Pseudoliparis swirei
Lineage: Eukaryota; Metazoa; Chordata; Actinopteri; Perciformes; Liparidae
Gene: robo1
Product: roundabout, axon guidance receptor, homolog 1 (Drosophila)
Exons: 30
Coding region: 812-6091 (1759 amino acids)
Biological process (GO): axon guidance; cell-cell adhesion; Roundabout signaling pathway
Cellular component (GO): plasma membrane; axon
Molecular function (GO): axon guidance receptor activity; protein binding
Source: RefSeq, a predicted model, not a curated record